Messenger RNA from Lachancea lanzarotensis, 3072 nucleotides. It is a transcript of the gene KAP114, whose product is annotated as LALA0S06e08306g1_1. Gene Ontology annotation, molecular function: small GTPase binding. The transcript has a single exon. Bases 1 to 3072 code for a protein of 1023 amino acids. Gene Ontology annotation, biological process: protein import into nucleus. Gene Ontology annotation, cellular component: cytosol; nuclear envelope. The record is from RefSeq and is a predicted model, not a curated record. Lineage: Eukaryota; Fungi; Ascomycota; Saccharomycetes; Saccharomycetales; Saccharomycetaceae.
AUGGCCUCAAUUGAUCCAAGAGAGCUGGAAGCUGCCAUUGCGGGUGGCCAGUCGCCUGAUUAUGCAGUUCGAGAACGAAGUGAGCAGUUCAUUUUGCAGCGAGUUCAUGAUAACCCUGGUCGUGGGUGUACGUUGCUAACCGAAAUUGCGAUGCAAGAUGAAAUGGCUAUCGAGAAUCGCUUGUACUCUUUACUGACACUCCGGAAGCUGAUAACUAUGUACUGGAGUGCCGGCUUCGAAUCCUAUUGCGGUCCGCCAGGCGUUGGAGAGAACAACAAGCCAUUUAUUCGGGAUGCACUUCUAAAGCUAGGUCUGGAUGAUGCUCAGAAUACACGCCUUGUUGCGAGUAGCUGCUACUGUAUUGUCCAAAUAGCUGCCGUAGACUUUCCUGAUGCGUGGCCGGAACUUCUGAGCACCAUUUUUGACGCUAUUGUCAACAGACAAUCGCUAAGCGCGUUGCGUCUUUUGAACGAAAUUUUCGACGAUAUUGUUUCAGAGGAAAUGUUUUUCGAAGGUGGUGUAGGAUGGCAGACUAUACAGCUGGUUACAGAGAUGCUCAGGAGCCCGGCAUUUUCUGCUCCUGCCAAAAUAGCCGCGGGGAAACUUUACAGCGUGUGUUUGGAUCAGCUACAGCUUCCAACUGCCACCUCUACGAAAGAGCUAAAAGAUGCUGUGAAUAACCAUCUGCGUGAAACGCUCGAAAUGCUUAUUGAGGGUAUCAGAUCUUAUACCGAUUUCGGCACUUCCGACCUCGAUGUUUUAAAGCUACUGCGCGUCAAGAUCCAAUGCGUCAACAAAAUCGCAACCUCAUUUUCAAAACGUAUCGUGUCUUCAUCAAUGAACGAUGAUAUUAAAUUCCUGCUUAUUGAAAAAUUAGCAGCCAUCUCGCAUAUUCGUCGGACGCUCAAUUUUACUCACGAGUCAGAUGAGUUUUCUGCGGUGGAUGAACUAGGAUGUGAACUGCUGCAGGGACUCGGCAGCAUUCGUAACUUGGUACUAGAUGAUGACCAGCUACAAAAUGUUGUCAAAUCGCUCGUAUUCUGUAGCGCCCUGAUCGACGAAGACAUAGAGAAAUGGGAAGCAGAUUUCAACAAUUUCGUCACAGUCGAAGAGGGAUUGAGCAACGUAUAUCGUAUGCGAAAUGCAAGUGAAGAAUUUCUUCAGGAUGCGUCACCCCAAGUUUGCGAGCUAAUCAUGAAUACUUUGCUAUUAAAGUUCCCUAGCUUCAUUGCAAGAGACUGGAAACUUGGGGAGGCAAUUUUGGUCCUAUUCAAAUGGCUGUGCGACAAUGUUGAGUUUUCCACGAUUGCGAAAGCGCCUCAAUUUUCUGAGUUAAUAACCUACUUUAUUGACAGCCUUGCUCAACCAGAUGGGAAACACGCCCUCCUUCUAGCCAGAAUAAUCAUUGUUGUACCAAAGAUCCUACGGAGAACUACAUCAGAACUGCUAAGUUGGGAAAGUACUGUUAAGUCCUUCUUGCAGUCGUCAAUAGCUUUGGCAUUUAGGUCGAAUGACGAACUUGUGAAGGUAGCUUUUUUAAUAGGAUUCUAUGAGUAUGCUCACUUUUCCAAUCUAGAUGCUAUCUUAGGUGACUUUUGUUUUCAGCUCAGAGAAUCAGCUUGUCACAUCAUUGAACAAAUCAGCGCCGAUAGUGAAGAAGAUACUACAAGCGUUCUAUUGCAGGCCUUGACAGCAGUAGCAUCGCUUAAGGUGCAGGACAACAAGAACAACCCCUUCUAUCAUAAUGCUCUCAGACUUCUACUACAAAUUUCAGCAAAAAAUCCAUCGAACGUGGAAGUGGUACUGGAGGCACAAGAUUGCUUAUCAGGCAUCAUAAAGCGAGUGACGACUUCUACUUAUAUCGCAUACGCGGAAACAUGCAUGCCCCUCAUUGUGAAAGCUUUGAACCAAUUGAUGGAGGACAAAAGUGGUUAUUCGCCCAAUGCUUGUCUCUCCUUAGAGCUUCUCAAAGUUUUUAUGAAGCGUAAACCUUCAGACGGUCUUAUUCCAGUGGCCAUUGGUGAGUUUGUUUUAAAUCCAUUGAACGAAAUCCUGGUUAGUUCUACUGACGAUGCAAUAACACAGCUUUCGUCAGACUGUCUGGUAUUUCUGGUCCACAACACUUCGUCAAAAGAUCUUGAGCCACAGCUUCCUUUGAUAGUAUCUACUCUGGAAAAACUUCUCUCCGACGAAACAACGGAUUCUGGUGCAAUGAAUGUGGGACCAUUGGUGCUCGUCACCAUUAAAAAAUUCUCAGAGCAGCUGCACGAGCUCUUUCCUGUUAUUAUGGAAGCUGCAACUAGAAAGUUCGUUGCUGCCGAAAAUAUCUCGACGUCCGAAAACUUACUGUCUCUGUUUUGCUACCUGACAGCUAAAAAUCCGCAAGAUGUCAUCAACUUUCUCUCAUCAUUUUCUGUAGGGGAGAAAGGAGAGGAUGCACUUACCGUGGUACUACCAAAAUGGCUUGAUGCUUUCGAGGUUGUUCGAGGAAACAAGCGGAUCAUCGAAAACAUCAGAGCACUUUGCACACUUUUCUUUCAGCAGGACGGAAGGGUAUCUGGAGUGCAAGUGAGAGGGGAGCCCAUCCCAUUCGAAAGUGACCUCAUCGUGACUAGGUCUAUGGCUAAAAAUAUGCCUCGACAGUUCCAAAUGAUUUCAUUUAAUGAAAAGGUGACGAGUCUUUUUGUUUGCGAGCUAGAAUUCCAGUCGAAGCAAAACGAUGUGAGCAAGUAUGUUCCAUUCGACGUGGAAAAGUACGACGACGACGAUGAAGAAGAUGAUUGGGAAGAUGUUGAUAGCGUACUGGAAUUUGAAAGAUUACAGGGACAUUUGGAUGAUGAUAGCGGCGAAGAGAGCGAAGGUUCGAAUUUCGAUGACGAGAGUGCGAGCAAUUCCGAAGAUGAAUUCAGCGGCUUGGAACAGGGUGGGAACCAGGAGAAGUGUUCGUCCGCAAGAGAUCUUCUCAUCACUUUCUUUCGUGAUGCCGCUUCCAGGAAUAUAAACAAUUUCCGUGUCAUUUAUGAAAGCCUUUCUGACCACGAGAAGAAAGUCUUAUCUGAAAACUUGAUAUAG